Molecule: messenger RNA, 2142 nt
Organism: Wasmannia auropunctata (little fire ant)
Lineage: Eukaryota; Metazoa; Arthropoda; Insecta; Hymenoptera; Formicidae
Gene: Hexo1
Product: chitooligosaccharidolytic beta-N-acetylglucosaminidase
Exons: 6
Coding region: 144-2039 (631 amino acids)
Biological process (GO): carbohydrate metabolic process; glycosaminoglycan metabolic process; ganglioside catabolic process
Cellular component (GO): membrane
Molecular function (GO): beta-N-acetylhexosaminidase activity
Source: RefSeq, a predicted model, not a curated record
UUACUGCAGUUUUCAUAGACUUUGUUCUGAUGCAGUGAAAUAAUUUGCGUUCUACGCGCGUUUACCAUUUUUCGCACGCUAAAGAUCGACAUUGCGCUUUCGCCCCACUAUAGAUUCUUUCCCCUCUACUUCGCAAACACGGUAUGAGCACGAUCUUUAGGCGAAGCCGGCGAAGGAUAAAAUCAUUCUACGGGCGACAAUCGAGCGUUCGACUGCCAGUAGCCCUGGCGAUCACUUUAAGCAUGUUCGCGCUACUGAUCUUCGUUCUCGCGCUGCAAUACGGCGCCAAUCAGGCCGAGGUGUUCACAUCUCCUUGGCACUACAAGUGCGAUGGCGGUCUGUGCAAGAAGAUCUUGAUCACGGAACAGGACACCAACCCGGCCGCUCUUAGCGUGUGCCAAUUGUCCUGCGGCCAAGGUGGCACUCUGUGGCCGAUGCCGACGGGACAUAUGUCCGUUGGUAAGACCGUGGUGCAGCUUAAUCCUGAGAACAUUGCGCUCGUCGGAAUUUCCACCCAGACGGCGGUGGGAAAUCUUCUUCAGAGGAACGUCGUUCGUAUGAAAGACACCGCGAGGAAGCUCAGUGGUCCUGUAUCUUUGAAUGCUGGCGGGACCGGGUUAGUGAUACGCUUUGCGGAAGGACUCGAUCUCAGUAAUGUCAAGCUGACCUUGGAAACGAACGAGAGUUACACUCUCCGUGUGUCUAUGGUCGAUCAACAGGUGGAAGCCUAUAUCACGGCGAAGACGUACUUCGGAGCUCGAUACGCAAUGGAGACCCUCAGCCAACUGAUCGUCUUCGACGACUUGCGCAAUAAGAUUCAAGUAGCCACCGAUGCGUACAUCGUGGAUGGUCCGAAGUAUCCCUAUCGUGGCAUCCUUUUAGACACUAGCCGAAACUAUGUCGACAAGGAGACGAUUCUCCGGACGAUCGACGGUAUAGCCAUGUCCAAGCUGAACACGUUCCACUGGCACAUCACCGAUUCCCAGAGUUUCCCCUACGUCAGCAGGACGUGGCCCGACUUCGUCAAGUACGGCAGCUACACGCCGACCAAAAUUUACACCCCCGAGAUGAUCAGGGAGAUCGUCGAUUACGCCUUGGUUCGCGGUGUCAGGGUCCUGCCGGAGUUUGAUGCACCUGCGCACGUUGGCGAAGGCUGGCAGUGGGUUGGCGACAAUGCGACAGUUUGCUUCAAAGCCGAACCCUGGAAGGACUUUUGCGUGGAGCCGCCAUGCGGUCAGCUGAAUCCCACCAGCGAGAAGAUGUACGAGGUCCUCGAAGGAAUUUACAAGGAUAUGAUAGAAGAUUUCCAACAGCCGGACAUCUUCCACAUGGGCGGUGACGAAGUAAACGUCAACUGUUGGAGAUCCCAAAAAAUUAUCACCGAUUGGAUGCAAAAGAAGGGAUGGGAUCUUAGCGAAAGCAGCUUCUACCUAUUGUGGGACUACUUCCAGGAGAGAGCUAUGGAGAAGCUGAAGAUUGCCAACGGUGGUAAGGAUAUUCCGGCCGUCCUGUGGACCAGUGGAUUAACGAGCGAGGAGAACCUUAAACAUCUGGAUCCUGCGAAAUAUAUUAUUCAGAUUUGGACAACUGGUUUCGACUUAACUAUCGGCAGACUGUUGCAAAACAACUUCAAGAUUAUUUUCUCAAAUUACGACGCUUUGUACCUUGACUGUGGAUUUGGAGCGUGGGUAGGUGAGGGUAACAAUUGGUGCGCGCCGUACAAGGGUUGGCAAAAGAUCUACGACAAUUCCCCGUUAGACAUGGUCAAAAAACAAGGAUACGGAAAUAAGAAGCACCUUAUUCUAGGUGGAGAAGCAGCGCUUUGGACCGAACAGGCGGACAGCGCGAAUACCGACUCGAGAUUGUGGCCAAGAUCGGCCGCAAUGGCUGAGAGAUUGUGGAGCGAGCCGGAUUCCAAGUGGCAUCACGCCGAACAGAGAAUGUUGAGGCAACGCGAGAGAUUCAUUGAACAAAAAAUCUACGCGGACACUUUGGAACCUGAGUGGUGCUUGCAGAAUCAAGGCUCAUGCUACGCGUAAAUCAUGAACUUAUAUAUAUUACUGUAAAAAUUUUUUUAUCUAUUUUGCUCCUACGUAAUCUCAUUGUUUCUAUACACCUGAUAUUAGAAAACCAUGUUUCAAU